This is a messenger RNA of Lathyrus oleraceus (garden pea), 659 nucleotides long. RefSeq lists its product as uncharacterized. The record is from RefSeq and is a predicted model, not a curated record. Bases 199 to 477 code for a protein of 92 amino acids. The transcript has a single exon. Lineage: Eukaryota; Viridiplantae; Streptophyta; Magnoliopsida; Fabales; Fabaceae.
GUCUUUAAUUGUCGGUGAAUCAUAUCCCUUUUUAGCGGUGGAGAUUUAACAACAGCACGUCGGCACCAACAUAUUCACCACUAACACAACGAAGGAUGGAUUCACUCAUUGACCACCACGCACGUGUGACUAAAACGUUAUUUUUAUCUUAUAAAUAUUGCUAGAUUUCUACAUUACUUACAACAUAGGAUCAUCAAGAUGGAGAAACAAACUGAGAAGGAAACAAAGCCAACAACCGAAAACGAACCAGGUAAAGACAGCACUGAAGGGGUUCCAUUUAAUAAGGACAGUCCUUAUCUGAAAUACGAUAACUUAGAGGAUUAUAAGAAACAAGGUUACGGUACACAAGGUCACCAGCAACCUACGGAAGGUCGUGGAGCUGGUUCUACAGAAGCACCAACUCUCUCUGGUGCUAAUGUUUCAUCUGAGGCUCAGUUCAAAGCUGCUGAUGCUGUUAAUCGAGAAGGAGUUCCUUAGUUUAUGUUCUGUCUAGGGUUUCUUAAUUUGUGUUUUAAUAAGAUAUUGUGUUUUAAGUUUGUGAAGUUGUCUUUGUGAGGUUUUAGAUUGUUGUAAUUUUUAUGUUUUCGUUUAGGUUCUUAUUGGAUCUGGGUUUAUUAAGAUGGAUGAUUUAUUUUAAAUUGUGAAGUCAGUGUUGUUUA